AUGUACGAGGGAGACUCGUGGUACAAUGCCUUCGUGCCGCGCGCGGCCAAGCCCCAGGAAAAGGGCAAACACCGCCGGAGGGAGAGCCUGCUCAAGCAGGAAAGCGAGACGCAGGCUGACUUCGAGCGCGCAGAGGCCAUUGUAGAGACGCCAGAAGAUGACCGCCCGGGGAAACUCAGUGGCCCUCCACCGGCCACCGUGGCCAGACGAGCCAAGUCAUACAGCGACUUUUAUACCGUGGUGCGGACGCACCUGAAGAAGGAAAAGGCAUUGGAGAAGAAAAAGUCAAGGGAAGACCUCAGCACUGAACUCGAGUUGGCCGGGUGGUAUGGCGAUGUCAACGACGACUUGUUGGAAGCCAGCCAUGAAGAGUACAGACGCUACCAGAACCAGCUGCAUAUGACGCGGAACCACCUUCAAAAUGUCAUCUCCGAUACCACCUCUGCCCUGGACAUUCUCUCGUCGCUCUCGGAAUCGUUCAAGAUUGUCGAAGCGCAGACCAACGCUUUCCGCACACAAUGCGAGGGCCUCAUAGACGACCAGAAGCGCAUCACAAAACUCGCCGACGACAUGGAACAGAACCUGCGAUACUACCUGUAUCUCGAGCCUACCACCAAGCGACUCAAUGCGCCAGGCGCGGGAAAGAUUGUACGGGGCAGCGAGUUUGUGGAAAUGCUGGCAAACUUGGACAGUUGUCUCGACUAUAUGCAAGCGCACUCGAAGCACCGCGAGGCCGAGACAUAUCGCUCAAGAUACAGAUUGCUGCUCACGCGCGCCCUUACUCUCAUUCGUGUCCACUUCACCGAAGCCCUGCGAGAGAUCGCGGCCGACGUAUCGAAACGGAUAGCGGACCGGCAACUGAACGACACGACCAUGUCUGCAUUGUUGUAUGCUAAAUUCCGUGUUGGCGCGCCAGAGUUGAAGAGCAUCGGCAUCGAAAUACAAAAGCGCGCAGUGCUACCCCCUGGGGCCGCACCAGGAGCAGAGGCAGAGUAUCAGAGUCUCAUGAAUGAGCUAUACCAGAGCUACUCGGCUACUCGCGGCCGGCUAAUCCUACCCAUCAUAACGAAAAAGAUUGGAGAAAUUGCGCAAGCCCCGAGCACAUCGACUGACUUGGUCGCGUUUGCUCGAAGUAGCAUAAGCUAUAUUCGCGGCAUAUGCUUCGACGAAUGUGACCUCUGGCGCGAGUGGUUUGAAGGUGACGGCGGGUUGUAUGACUUCCUCGAAGCCGUGUGCGAGCCGCUGUACGACCAUCUUAGACCACGGACCAUUCAUGAAACUCAGAUACUGAAGCUAUGCGAGCUCUGCACGAUGAUCCAGACACGGUAUAUGGAAGAGGAAGAGGAAGAUUCGUCAGUGGAAGCCAACAAGCUUGACUUUUCCGUCAUAGUACAUCCUGCACUGGAAGACGCGCAGAGCCGGCUUGUGUUCUUAUCACUAGCCGUCCUGCGAGAUGACAUUGAAAGGUACAAGCCAAAGCCAGAAGACCUCGACUACCCUUCCAAGAACAAGAAGCAAGUCACUUCCGGAACCAAGUCGAACCAACCAGUGUUAUCUGGCAAAAAGCAACCAAAGUCUGACGUUCUCUCUACACCAUCAAUGCCAAAGUCGCCCGCAGUCAUUAAAGAAGACGAUUCGAACGCUCGGUGGAACUUUAACACUGAGGCAGCCUUUCAAGACUGGUAUCCGACAUUGCGCAAGGCUAUUUGGCUGCUCAGUAAAAUAUACAGGCUUGUUCAUUCAUCCGUUUUCGAUGAUCUAGCGCAUCGCAUUGUUCACAGUACCACUGUCUCGCUCACUCACGCCAGUGCACUCCUUGCGAAAUCGUCGUCGCCUACAGACGCCGCCUUGUUUCUCAUCUCACAUCUACUUCUCUUGAAGCAACAGAUUGUAGCUUUUGAUAUCGAAUUUGUCACGCCUCAAACCGAGGUCCAAUAUAACUUCUCCAGCGUGACGAAUACCUUUUGGGAACUACGUGCACGAGGCGGUCUCUUCAACCCACGCAACCUCGUCGGCCUGCUGAUUCCAAAAGUUGUGGAAAACAUGUUGGACGCCAAAGCGGAGGUGGAUGCUCGUUUGCGUCAAGCAAUCAACGACUUUACUGGCCAAUUCGUGAAUAGGAUGACGGCGCCAAUCGACACAAAGAACAACAAAAAAGUACCGGCAAACGAAGCAGCUGCACGCACGAGCAAGGUCCGGCAAAACAUUGAGCACGAAACACCGUUUCUGCGAUCAAAGUUAGAGGAGUACAUCACCGAUGCGCGUACACGCGAAAUGCUUGUCGCAGCCGUCAUGGAAUCGGUGACACAGACAUACGAGGAUUGGUACGACACUUCGUAUUCUGUUAGCAAUCAGAACGGUGCUGGCCGGAGCCAUAAAGGCAAAGGCAGGGAAGAUGGUGUCUGGGAUCCUGAUUCAUUCAGCGAGUGGUGCAGUAAUGUUUUCAAAGUCGGCACGCUGGGUCUGGGCAUUGUGGAUCACGAACACGACUAUGACAACGGAAACGAUAGUAGCGACGCUGACAGUCUGGGCGGUACGAGUGCACGCACAGGCACGGAGAGGACGGGUACUACGGGGUUGAGAAUCAAGAUGUAAGAUGUAAUGGGAGGAGGUAGAGAUUUAGAUGCUGGUAAAAAAAAGAUCAAGCCAGCUCAGGAGAGCUUGAGC
This is a messenger RNA of Exserohilum turcica Et28A, 2667 nucleotides long. RefSeq lists its product as uncharacterized. The record is from RefSeq and is a predicted model, not a curated record. The transcript has 4 exons. Gene Ontology annotation, biological process: Golgi organization; intra-Golgi vesicle-mediated transport; cytoplasm to vacuole targeting by the Cvt pathway. The coding region runs from base 1 to 2595 and encodes 864 amino acids. Lineage: Eukaryota; Fungi; Ascomycota; Dothideomycetes; Pleosporales; Pleosporaceae. Gene Ontology annotation, cellular component: cis-Golgi network; COG complex; membrane.